Brachypodium distachyon (stiff brome) is the source of this 2247-nucleotide messenger RNA. RefSeq lists its product as uncharacterized. Lineage: Eukaryota; Viridiplantae; Streptophyta; Magnoliopsida; Poales; Poaceae. The transcript is spliced from 4 exons. Bases 584 to 1960 code for a protein of 458 amino acids. The record is from RefSeq and is a predicted model, not a curated record.
GGCCGUCCGUGGCUUCAUCCCAUGGCCGCAGGACACCUAAGCUAAAUUCCCUGAAAGUCAGUCUACUGUUGUUGGCAAAGCAGAGGAUGCGAUUCCCAUUCCCGACUGCUUUCUUUCUCCGUUUCAUUUCAUUCCCCUUCCGUCCUCCUUCCCCAUCACCCACCCCCACCGCCGCCUGACGCGCUGCGGCGGCCCUGAGCACCGCCGACGCGCUCUCCCCGCCGACGGAGAGGCCGCAGUUCCUCCGACGCGCGCCCUUCCCCACCCUCCGCUCUGCCGCCACGUCACAAAACAAGACGGGUCGCGCCGCCGAACGAAUCGCCGGGAGUCGACCCUCGACCGGCGGGCGCUUCGAUCGGGAGCUGGAGGUUGCGGCUAUGAAGGUGACACUGUCUGAUGCUCUCUGUCUCUUGACUUGGAUAUAACAAGUUAUCUUCACUGCGAGUAAGCUUUAUUCGUCAAACAAAAAAAAGCUAGUAAUAUCUGCACGUGAUCAGGCAAAUUAGUCAAGACGGGCGCUCUUUGCUGCGUGGCCGCUAGGCCACAUGGGACAAAGUCUAAUCCUGCUAGCAGAGACUGUUCCAUGGAUCCUACAGAGCCUCGUUGGCGGAUGAAUUCGAGCUUCUCUCCUCCGGUGUCGCGGGGAUGGGACUGCAUGUACUCAUCAGACGGAUUGCCUCAGGGGACUCUUGAUGCUCCACAUGAUCACCCACCUUAUGUGUCAUCAAUAUCAUCGCAUAGUAAAGGAAGUAGAAGUGCAUUUGGCAGCGACCAGUACCUGAAUCACCACCAUUCUGUAUCUGAUGGAGCACUUUCUUAUUUUGGUAGUCCUGUGGACAGCUUUCAGGCUCCACGCUGGACACCUUCUCUUCAAAGGUUUGAUCUUGGCGAGUUCUCUACACCUGCAGGAGGACCGGAACCUGAAAGUUCUGAUUAUCCCCAAUCCAGUGAGUUAACUGCUGUGAGCAGUUUCAGUUCUGCAUCCCCCUUCUCAGAAUCAAGUCAGCUGGCAUCUUCUAGUAAACGAACAGGUUCACAUCUAGCUCGGAAUCAUCUGGGAAGGCGAUCCUUCAUGUCAAAACCAGUCUACCCGCUGGUCUUCCGGAAUCCGGUGUCAGAAGCAGAAACCUCUGGGAUGCCUGAGGCUAGUAAUGCUGGGCGAACAACACCUAGUGAUGACAGCCGAGCUUCUCCUGUAUGGAGACGCAGUUUGGCGAGUCCUGAGCUGAAGUUCCAUGACACAUUGAGUGAACUUCGGAAGAUGGAGGCUUCGCCUGAGCCAAACACAAGUUCAAGGAGGGAAGGAUUCAGAUGGAGUAGUGCUAGCAGCUAUGACUUCGGAUAUGAUGGAGAUGCCAUAGACAUUUCAGAUCAUAUUAGUAUUGAUUCCCAAAGAUCCCCGACAAGUUCGACGAGUUUCCUGAAAUGUGGCUUAUGUGAGAGAUUCCUUCGGCAGAAAUCACCAUGGAGCUCAAAUCGGAUAGUUCGAAAUACCAAUAUGCCAGUCGCAGCGGUCCUUCCAUGCCGACAUGUCUUCCACGCAGACUGCCUGGAGGAAAGUACUCCCAAGAGUGAAGUCCAUGAACCGCCUUGUCCACUGUGCGUGCGAGCUACUGAUAACGAAGGAUGUGUAUCAUUCUCGGAGCCUCUGCAUCUUGCCCUAAGAUCUGCUCGCAGGAAUCACGGCAUUAGGUUUCCUUCAGGUGGUACUGGUGGUAGCAGCAGCGCAGACCCUUCUCGCAGCGAUCAUGUCUUGAAGAGAAAUCAGUCUGCGCUCGUCCCGAGGCGCAGCGGCUCGCUGUUCCGGAACCGUUUCAAGAAGCAGUUCCCCUUCAAGGGGAGGAUUGGGAAGGAUCUCUUCAGCGGCAGAGUUUUCAGGAAGGUUGGCUCAUCGUCGUCUUCAGGCCAACAAGACGCCCCUCAUCAACCAGCAGCGGAGCCUGACCAAUCCAUGAAGUAGCUGGACCGAUGAUUUACCCUUUUCUGUCCAAAAAAAAGCCGUAGUACAUGUAUCAUAAUUUGUGAAAUGCGGUGUCCAUGCGCUACUUGUACUCGUACAAGACGUAGUUGUGUUUGUAUGGACGGUGCCCGGCCUGGACGUGCCACCAUGACCGCGUAGCUAUGGGUUAUGCCUGAAUCUGCUUAUACUGUAUUGAGCAUCUUGGGAGAUGAGAACUGUUAUCAUUCUGCCCCUGUCGUGCCUAGUUUUCCAAGGGCGUAAAUCUUGCAUCUGUGAUGUUUCUUUUA